CCCAGCCCUGCGCCCUGGGUCACUCCUGCUCCGCUCCGUAAGUACCGCCGCUUCCUUCCGUUUUUCCACAUGCCCAUCAACGAACCAACUCGGAUCUCCCCGACAAAAUUCCCUCCUGCUAGUACUGUCUCUCCACCCCAGGCACAACAAGACAAAGAACCACAGUGAGCCGAAACCCACAGCCUCCGCUGCUGGCCCUUGGGGGUGGCUCCCCGAUCCUGGCCUCCAGCACUCUAGUAAAUGGGCACCAGCUGCUGAUGAGCCCCUCGGUGGGGUUUCUCAGAUGCCAGACCCGCAGGCUGACUGAGGAGGUCCAUGGAGACUUGGCGGAAAGGUUCCUUCCGCAAUGCCUCCUUCUUCAAGAGAAUGACCCUGGGGCGGCCGCGGCGACUCCGGCGGCAGGGCAGCAUACUUAGCCAGGCCAGCAGUGCUGGUGGCGACCAUGAAGAGUACAGCAACCGAGAAGUCAUCCGGGAACUUCAAGGGAGGCCAGAUGGCCGGCGUCUGCCCCUAUGGGGGGAUGAGCAGCCCCGAGCCACCCUGCUGGCCCCACCCAAGCCCCCACGUCUCUACCGAGAGAGCUCCAGUUGCCCCAACAUUCUGGAGCCCCCAGCAGCCUACACGGCUGCCUACUCGGCCACCCUGCCCUCAGCAAUCUCCCUGACAGGCCCCCUGCACCAAUGCUCAGAGGAGGACCUUGUGGACACUCCCCAUUUCCGGAGGACACCUACUCCGGACCUCAACGACCCUUUCUUUUCCUUCAAAGUGGACCUGGGGAUUUCACUUCUGGAGGAAGUUCUGGAGAUGCUAAAGGAGCAGUUCCCUGGUGAGCCCCACUUCUGACUCGGGUGAGGGCAGAGAGAACUGGGGUGAUUGGAGCCUGGGGACGCAGGGAAGGAAGGCACAGUGUGGAUUAAGGAGCAGGUGGAGACACAAGCCACAGUUCAGCCUGCCCUCUGGCUGUUGACCAAUCCUUCAAGGCACCCCGAGUGAAGGGACAGAUGCCAGCUGGGAAUCUAUGGGGUCACUUUCUGGCAG
Onychomys torridus (southern grasshopper mouse) is the source of this 1038-nucleotide messenger RNA. RefSeq names its product chromosome 4 C15orf62 homolog (gene C4H15orf62). The record is from RefSeq and is a predicted model, not a curated record. NCBI's taxonomy places the organism in Eukaryota, Metazoa, Chordata, Mammalia, Rodentia, Cricetidae. The transcript has a single exon. The coding region runs from base 316 to 843 and encodes 175 amino acids.